Molecule: messenger RNA, 569 nt
Organism: Drosophila rhopaloa
Lineage: Eukaryota; Metazoa; Arthropoda; Insecta; Diptera; Drosophilidae
Gene: PolE4
Product: DNA polymerase epsilon subunit 4
Exons: 2
Coding region: 64-519 (151 amino acids)
Cellular component (GO): epsilon DNA polymerase complex; nucleus
Molecular function (GO): protein heterodimerization activity
Source: RefSeq, a predicted model, not a curated record
UUGGCGGCUACUGGGCUGCUCAUCUCUAAUAUUGUAGUUUGUUUUCCCUUUUUGUUAUAAACAAUGGCCAGCGAAGACUUAUUUGAAUUCUCGGAAGAUCUGGACCUGGAACAAGCCAUGGAGACAGAGGCAGAGGAACCAGGCGAAACCGAGGAACCUUCAGAAGUUAUAGAGGAAACACCGGAGAAUCCUCCAACGGAAGCGACCACAGAACCCGUUGCAGACAAGCCGGUGACGAAUGGCCACAAAGCCUCUGGUGACCACGAGGCCAAGAUGACACAACUUCCCUUGGCCAGGAUACGGAACAUAAUGAAACUGGAUCCAGAUAUGCAUAUGGCCAACAAUGAAGCUGUGUUUACGGUGGCCAAAGCCGUGGAAUUGUUCAUCGCCUCAUUAUCCCGCGAAUCCUAUACGUAUACCGCUCAGUCCAAGAAGAAAACCAUCCAAAAGAGGGACGUGGAAAUGGCCAUAUCGGCUGUGGACAGCCUGAUGUUCCUGGAUGGAGCCAUGAACUUUUGAACGCGCUGUUAAAACCCCAAAGAAAAUACUUAAACAAUGAAACAAUCGUA